Pestalotiopsis fici W106-1 is the source of this 1530-nucleotide messenger RNA. RefSeq names its product Folylpolyglutamate synthase. NCBI's taxonomy places the organism in Eukaryota, Fungi, Ascomycota, Sordariomycetes, Amphisphaeriales, Sporocadaceae. The record is from RefSeq and is a predicted model, not a curated record. Gene Ontology annotation, cellular component: cytosol; cytoplasm; mitochondrion. Bases 1 to 1530 code for a protein of 509 amino acids. The transcript is spliced from 2 exons. Gene Ontology annotation, biological process: tetrahydrofolylpolyglutamate biosynthetic process. Gene Ontology annotation, molecular function: ATP binding; tetrahydrofolylpolyglutamate synthase activity.
AUGGCUACGACUCAGGGUGGCAGGACAUACAAUGAUGCCAUCGACGCUCUCAAUUCCCUCCAGACCCCGUACGCCAUCAUCGAAGCCCGGCGCAAGGCUGGCAUCCGGCCCGAUGCCGCCUCCAUCGCCGAGAUGCGCGUCUACCUGCGGCGCAUUGGCCUGAACCCCGCGGACCUCGACCGCCUCAACAUUGUCCACGUCGCCGGCACCAAGGGCAAGGGCAGCACCUGCGCCUUUACCGCUUCUAUAUUGCAGCGCUACCAGGCUUCCCGGGGCGUACCGCGCCGCAUCGGCCUGUUCACCAGCCCGCAUCUGAUUGCCGUCCGCGAGCGCAUCCGGAUCGACGGCCGCCCCAUUGCCGAGGACCUCUUUGCCAAGUACUUUUUCGAGGUCUGGGACCUUCUGGGCCAGGCCGAGGAGCAGGAGAAGAAGCAACAGGCGGACGCCGAUGCCUUGGGUGGCGAGGAGAGCAACAGGGGCGGCGUGCCCAUGGCCACCCGGCCCAUCUACGCCCGCUACCUGACGCUCAUGAGCUAUCACGCGUUCCUCCGCGAAGGCAUCGACGUGGCCGUGUACGAGACGGGCAUUGGCGGCGAGUACGACGCCACCAACAUUGUGGAGCGGCCCGUCGCCUCGGGUAUCAGCACCCUUGGCAUUGACCACGUCUUUGCUUUGGGCGAUACGGUCGACAAGAUUGCGUGGCAUAAAGCCGGCAUCAUGAAGACGGGCUGUGCUGCCUUUACCAUUGAACAGGUACCCGAGGCCGCCGAGGUCUUGGUAAACCGGGCUCAACAAAAGGGCGUCGAUCUCAAGGUCCUGGAUGUCGACCCGAGGCUAAAGGGCAUCGAUGUCCGCCCCGAUGCCUUGUUCCAGAAGAAGAAUGCCACCUUGGGCGUGGCGCUAGCUGAAACGGCAUUGACGAGACUUGACCCCAGCUUCAAGCGUGAUUCCGAGAAGCUGCCUCAGGAAUUCAAGGACGGCCUUGAACAGGUGGUCUGGCGCGGUCGGUGCGAAGUCAAGCCAGAAGGGCCAGUGGUUUGGCACGUCGACGGCGCCCACACGGUCGAUAGUCUGAAAAUGGCUACCAAGUGGUUCGCGGGUGAGUGCUCUGGGCGCAAGGGCCCCAAGGCGCUCAUCUUCAAUCAGCAAGGCCGGACUGAGGCGGUUGAUUUCCUGGACGGCAUGGUGGACGCGCUCAAGGCACACGGUCAAGGCGGAUUCGCGCACGUGGUGUUUUGCUCCAACGUGACCUAUGCAGCCACGGGAUAUAAGCGAGACUUUGUCAACUAUCAGUAUGAUCCAGAGGCUAUCAAGAAGCUGACGGCUCAGCACCAGUUUGCCGAGAAGUGGUCAUCACUCGAUCCAGAGGCAAAGGUGGUUGUUCUUCCCACUAUCGAGGAUGCAAUCAACUAUGUACGGGAUCUGAGUAAAGAUGUUCAAGGGGAGGAGACGGUGCAAGCACUUGUCACGGGCAGUCUCCAUCUUGUUGGCGGCGCGCUGGGCAUAUUAGAGAAAGCGGAUGCGCUUUGA